UGAGGCGGGCCGGCGGCGGCGGGGGCCAGUGCCCCCGGAAGAGCCGUCCAAGAUGCUGGCAGAAAACCUGGUGGAGGAGUUUGAGAUGAAAGAGGACGAGCCGUGGUACGACCACCAGGACCUCCAGCAAGAUCUCCAGCUUGCUGCUGAGCUUGGGAAGACAUUACUGGAUCGAAACACAGAGUUAGAGGACUCUCUUCAGCAGAUGUACACAACCAACCAGGAGCAGCUACAGGAGAUCGAGUAUCUGACCAAGCAGGUGGAGCUUCUGCGGCAGAUGAAUGAACAGCAUGCAAAAGUUUAUGAGCAAUUAGAUGUCACAGCGAGGGAACUGGAAGAAACAAAUCAAAAGCUGGUUGCUGACAGCAAGGCCUCACAGCAAAAGAUUCUGAGUCUGACUAAAACAAUUGAAUGCCUGCAAAUGAACAUUGAUCACCUCCAGGGCCAAGUGGAGGAGCUGAAAUCAUCUAGCCAAAGGAGAAGGAGCCAGGGGAGGCAUGACCAGGAGAAAUCGGCCCCCAGCUUCUCGUCUUUGAAAGAGCUGUAUGACCUCCGCCAGCACUUCGUGUACGAUCAUGUGUUUGCUGAGAAGAUCACUUCCUUACCGAGUCAGCAAAGCCCCGAUGAGGAAGAAAAUGAGCAUUUGAAGAAAACAGUGGCAAUGCUGCAGGCCCAGCUGAGCCUGGAGCGGCAGAAGCGGGUGACCAUGGAGCAGGAGUACGGGCUGGUGCUGAAGGAGAACAGUGAGCUGGAGCAGCAGCUGGGGGCCACGGACGCCUACCGCGCCCGCGCGCUGGAGCUGGAGGCCGAGGUGGCCGAGAUGCGGCAGAUGUUGCAGGCGGAGCAUCCCUUUGUGAACGGGGUGGAGAAGCUGGUGCCCGACUCUCUGUUCGUCCCUUUCAAAGAGCCCGGCCAGAGCCUGCUGGACGAGAUGCUCCUGACUGUGCCCGAAGCGCUCAGGAAGCCCCUCAAGCGCAGCAGCAGCGAGACGGUGCUGAGCAGCCUGGCGGGCAGCGACCUGGUGAGGGGCCACGAGGAGACCUGCAUCCGCAGGGCCCAGGCGGUGAAGCAGAGGGGCAUCUCCCUGCUGCACGAGGUGGACACUCAGUACAGCGCCCUGAAGGCCAAGUACGAGGAGCUGCUGAAGAAGCGCCAGCAGGAGGAGGACGGCCUGUCCCACAAGGCUGUGCAGACCUCCCGGGCUCCGGCCAAGGACCUGGGUGCCCUGAACGCCCAGCCCAAGCCCGGCACCCUCAGCUGGGGCCCGGCCUCUGUCACCCCAGAGCCCGUCAGCUCCCCCACCACCUCGACGCCGCCAGAAUACAAAGCGCUUUUUAAGGAGAUCUUUAGUUGCAUCAAGAAAACUAAACAGGAAAUAGAUGAACAGAGAACCAAGUACCGAUCUCUCUCCUCUCAUUCCUAAGUGAAGCGCCAGCUCCACGACUCACUGGCCUGCUUCCUGUUACCUCUCUCUCUCACUCACACAAGUGUGUGUCGACCCCAAAGCCUGAUGUUGCUCCUGACGCUGGCCUCGUUGCUUUGCUUAUUUAUUAGCAAAUGCAUAGAGUGAGGAAGGAAGGUGGCUCCUGGUGGCAGUUGUAUAAUCCAGUUCGUUUAAGCACCUCAGGAAAUCCCAUGACGGACUGGCCUCUGGCUAGCGUGAUGAAUAGGUUGCAGUUCCUUGAAAAGCCCCAGAACCAGUGGAGGGAGGAUCUGUGCCCCUGGAGAAGUAGGCCUGGAGUAACUGUAGUGUGUAGUAUAUAUAAUAUAGUGUAUAUUAUAUGGGGAAAUGGCAGAGUUGAAACAAAGCUAAUGCAGCUCCUGCUGCCUUCUUGCUUAACUUCUCAAAACUAUGUAGAAGUCAGACAGCUGCCACAUGAAAGGGUCUUUCACAAACACUGUUGGAUACCGUAAAUUCUGAAGAAUGUUCGGGAGAAAGCAGGGGUCUCAUCCAAAGCAAAUGGCAUUAACAAAUACUCCAAGCCUUUGAGUUCGUUACAUCUGCUACCAGUGGAACUGUGACUGACAGGUAAUCCUAAUACAUCCAGUCCAGCUGAAUACCAAAUUGAAAUGGCAAUCUCUGGUUAGCCCAGUUAGCUUGUUAGCAGAGCCCUGGAGGGCCUUCUCCCCACAUUCAAAUGUUUGUACUCAAAAGCUGUAGUGGCUAGGAUAGGCAAAUCAUUCUUUUCUUAAAUUCACACUAAAGGGGCAAGAUGAAACCGCACCCCCACUGUGUUGUCUGAGCUGGCUAGCCCACUGGCCUCAAGCUGCUCCUACUCACUUCCUACCAUUCCUGUACAUGUUUGUGACUUGCUGCAGAAAUUCCUAUCUGCCACUUUAUUAAACAGUGUUGAUGUCUUGACUGUGGAAAUACACUUGUCCUCUCACUUGCAUACUUUUAAUUUAAAACUAUUUAAGAAAACUGAGGUUCCAUUUAUUGUAUAUAUUUUUCUAAAAACCAAAUAAAAUUACCUAUGAAAAUGAA
Molecule: messenger RNA, 2485 nt
Organism: Odocoileus virginianus texanus
Lineage: Eukaryota; Metazoa; Chordata; Mammalia; Artiodactyla; Cervidae
Gene: CDR2
Product: cerebellar degeneration related protein 2
Source: RefSeq, a predicted model, not a curated record